AUGUUUGUUCUGGAACACAAUGAUAAAAAUGUGAUAUAUAUGUAAAGUUUACUGCAUGUGAAUUUAGUUAAAUUGGCCUUCUGCUCUGAUUAAGUAUUAAAGGGAGUUAACUAAAUUGCAAAAUAUGGCCGACGAAGACGUUGCUGCUUUGGUUGUAGACAAUGGGUCCGGUAUGUGCAAGGCUGGAUUCGCCGGCGACGACGCCCCAAGAGCCGUAUUUCCAUCUAUCGUCGGCAGACCCAGACAUCAGGGUGUGAUGGUCGGUAUGGGACAGAAGGACAGUUAUGUCGGUGACGAGGCCCAGAGCAAGAGAGGUAUUCUAACAUUGAAAUACCCAAUCGAACACGGUAUUGUCACCAACUGGGAUGAUAUGGAGAAAAUCUGGCAUCACACAUUCUACAAUGAACUCCGUGUUGCCCCAGAAGAACAUCCCGUACUUCUCACAGAGGCUCCGCUCAAUCCAAAGGCCAACAGAGAAAAGAUGACUCAAAUUAUGUUCGAAACCUUCAACACCCCAGCCAUGUACGUCGCCAUUCAAGCCGUGUUGUCACUAUAUGCUUCCGGUCGUACCACAGGUAUUGUAAUGGACUCUGGUGACGGUGUUUCACACACCGUACCAAUUUAUGAAGGUUACGCCCUUCCCCACGCCAUUAUGCGUUUAGAUCUUGCUGGUAGGGAUCUCACUGACUACUUAAUGAAAAUUCUUACAGAAAGGGGAUACUCAUUUACCACAACAGCUGAACGGGAAAUCGUGAGAGACAUUAAAGAAAAGCUUUGCUAUGUUGCUUUGGAUUUUGAACAAGAAAUGGACACCGCGGCAACUUCAAGCUCUCUUGAGAAAAGCUAUGAAUUACCCGAUGGACAAAUUAUUACCAUAGGCAAUGAAAGAUUCCGUUGCCCAGAAUCGUUAUUCCAGCCAUCUUUCCUGGGAAUGGAAAAUGCAGGUGUCCAUGAAACGACGUACAACAGUAUCAUGAAGUGUGACGUAGACAUCCGUAAAGAUCUGUACGCCAACAUAGUAUUGUCUGGUGGCACCACCAUGUACCCAGGAAUCGCUGACAGAAUGCAAAAGGAAAUUACCUCCCUCGCACCUGCCACUAUGAAGAUCAAGGUCAUUGCGCCACCAGAGAGGAAAUACUCAGUAUGGAUUGGUGGCUCUAUCCUGGCUUCGCUGUCUACCUUCCAACAGAUGUGGAUCAGUAAACAAGAAUAUGACGAAUCUGGACCCUCCAUCGUGCACAGAAAAUGUUUCUAAACGCCAUUUCACUCGCGACAAAUAUAACACUCAGAACAUUCAAAUGUAAAACAUUAUAACUUAUAACAGAUGUUGCAAUAUUGGCAUUUUCUUUGUUAUUCAACAGGUGUUAUUGAUCAAUUACGCGUAUUUAAGAUAGAGUUAACAUAAACUUGGUGAUAUUCUGUUUGAAAGGAACAUUAAAGGCUUAACGACUUUACGAAGAACUGAGAUAAAAUAUUUGAGAAACGUAUUAAUACUUGGGUUUUGUGCAAUACGUGUUUCUGUGAUAGAUAUACCUUUUUCUAUUUUUAAA
Mercenaria mercenaria is the source of this 1550-nucleotide messenger RNA. Its product is annotated as actin, cytoplasmic-like. Lineage: Eukaryota; Metazoa; Mollusca; Bivalvia; Venerida; Veneridae. The record is from RefSeq and is a predicted model, not a curated record. The transcript has 2 exons. Bases 125 to 1255 code for a protein of 376 amino acids.